This is a messenger RNA of Dracunculus medinensis (Guinea worm), 1986 nucleotides long. The record is from the annotation of a GenBank genome assembly. NCBI's taxonomy places the organism in Eukaryota, Metazoa, Nematoda, Chromadorea, Rhabditida, Dracunculidae.
AUGGAAUGCGACACAGAAAUUUAUGCUUCUUCGUCAAAGUCCGAUAUUAAAGAAAAGACAACUGGGAUUGAAUCAUUGCUAUCAUCUGAUAAUCAGAUAAAAUUUGUCGCAUCGAAGCAGAAUUUUGAAUCUGAGAUAAUCGAAAAACAGCCGAAAAACAGUCAAAAAAUGAUUCACGAGAAAAUUGAAAAGGAUAUGGCUGAAAAUAAGCAAAAAAUUGAACAUCGGAAUCGCAUAAAUUCAAAUGCUUCGAUAACACCUCAUUUCGAAAAAUCGGAUGGGCUUAGACUUAUCAGGAGUGCGUAUUCUGAUCUUAGCCCAACUCCUUCAUCGUCUGGAUCUCCAGCCUCCUCCAAGAAAAGGCUGAAAGUGGAUGAAUUUUCUAAUGUUCUAUUGAACGAGAGCUCUGGAUCUGUUGCCAAACGGUCAAAAUCAUUUCCCGAUAACAGCAUCAAUCGUGGAUGUCAUGUGAGUGCCGAAUCAAAUUAUGCAAUAUCCAGAUAUAAUAUGAAAUUUAAGAGAACAACCGAAUCGGAAGUAAAAGCCACUAAUAUAAGUGUUCGUGUAAAUUCUGAGCAGAGGAGCAUCAUGUCUUCGAAGAAUAUUGCUUCAAGAAUAAUGACAAAUGUACAACCAUCAACAUCUACUAGUAGUAGAUUCGAACCAUAUAAUAUAAAAUAUAUUGAUUAUGAUAGAAGUGGACCAGGUUCUAUUAUUAUAAAGAAGAAAUUCGAUAAUGGCAUCAAAACAAAUGGUUGUCAUCUCGACUUAUCGAGCAGAGAACUGUCAGGGAAUGCCCCAAGGAAUGGUUCAGCAUUUCAUAAUAAAAUGAAAAACAAUGGAAUAUCCAAUGGUUUAAAGAAAAAUUGUCCGUUGUCGAAUGGCUCAGUAGUAAAGGGAUCUGCAAGACAUGGCAUAUAUAAAAAUUAUGUUCGUAACACUUUUCCGUGCAAGCGAAGAUUCAAAAUUGUUGAUGAAAAGGAAUUUGAACGCCAAGCAAAAUUUCCCGAAAUUGAUUUGGAUUUACCAAGAAAUGGACGAUAUUGUGGUGCAGGUUUGCGCAACAGAAAAAAUCAUUGUUUUUUGAAUGUCGUUUUGCAAAUUAUCACUCAUACUCCUACAUUAGCGCGCUAUUUAACUGAGCAACAUUUAGAAGAUCGGUCGAAUGGAUUCUCCAGGGAAUUAAUGUGUUGUUUUACAUGUGAGCUGGGCAGGCACAUUAUGCUGUCAAUGGAGAAUGAAAGCACGAUUGUGCCUAGUUGGAUCUAUCCAUUUGUGAAACGGGUAUUUCCGGGUCGUGCAGAUGAUGAUCAGGAAGAUGCGCACGAGUUCUUAACAUUAUUGCUGGAUGCAUUACAACGGCAUCAUAACUUUGGGAAGGAUUUUGAAAUGGUUAUAAAUCCUUCAGCUAUAGGAGGCGCAUCCGUGGCUGAUCAAGUUUUUGGCGGAGUAUUGCUUAAUCGUUUUCAAUGUUCAUCGUGUGCGUAUGUCUCUGAAAACUAUGAACGAUUUCGUGAACUUAAUGUUGCUAUAGGCUUUGGUCAAACUUUAACACUAGAAGAUUUAAUUGGAAAGCAUUUCGGCUCAGAGAUAUUAACGUUCCAUUGCGCUGGUUGUAAAAAGAAGGUUGAAGCUCGACGGGAAACUUUCAUAGUCAAUGUUCCAAAUGUACUAAUUGUCCAGUUGAAGCGAUUUGAUUGUGAGGGUCAAAAAAUAUCUCAGUCAGUGGAUUUCGGGCUUAAAUUGCGACUGGAUAGAUUUAUGUUUGAUCAAGGCAGCAUUGCAGAAUAUUCAUUGAAUGGUUUAAUACAGCAUUUUGGGCUUAAUAUUACAUCUGGUCAUUAUGUUGCUGUUGUACGUGGCCUUGAUUCAAUAAGUUGGCAUUUUUUUGAUGAUGAAAAUCAUCAUUCCGUCGGUGAACCGAGUUUUCGUAAGUACGAUCCGUAUGUUCUGUUUUAUACCCAAGAUUUUUUCAAACGCAGGUGA